ACCCCGCGCCACACCGGACACAGAAAAUCGCAGCCACCCCAAAUGUUAAACGGACUUCAUGAGUCGGAUCUACGAACGCGAAUCAGAGACUGCAGUUAAAAGAAAACGAAUCUUUUGAAUUUCCGCUUCCAAAAUGUUCGUUUAUAAUCGAAUAACAUCUACGUCGAUAACCGUUGGCUAACCCGUUCACUCCAUCUCGCUCUUACUCGUACCGCAACCACUUGGUCCGUCGCACUCUGUACACCGUAGGCGGUCUUUGCUUGUAUUUGUUCAGUUCGCGUGAUAAUAAGAUAAAUCGACUGAUAGUGUGGGGAACACUGUUUCAUUGUGUUUUGAAUUCGCCGAGUUUCCCUUGGAACCACGCAUUCGCCGGCCAAACGUGAUCCAAUAUUUCUUUUGCAUUUUCGUUUGUUGUAAAUAAUAUCUACUAAAACGGUUACCGGUAGCCGACAUUUAUAUAGAUACAUCGUACAUAUCUUCCAGUCGGUAUGACCUCCGGCUCAAGCGAUAAAUGCUUAACGUUUUUAUACGUUAUCAGUAUUCCAGCAUAACAUGUGGAUUUCGGUCCACGGGUACUUGAGCAAUUUACGCCGGUUCAGCAGUAUUUGACAAUUGUGAGUUUAGUGCUAAUACCAACAGUAACUGCAUCCCGAAAAUUUUACUUCAUGAUGAGUCCGAAUCAUGGUACAUUAUUAUCACAUUGUAAAUCAACAUCUUAUCUUCAGAAAAACAGUGUGAAAAGAUCAAUAUUUGCUAGUGGAACAGACUGUGAUGUAGCAAACAAUGAUAUAAGCUUUAAAAGAAAAAAAAUUGAUGUUAAUUCUCAAAUAGAUAUUAAUCAUGCUAUCCAGACCACAUCUAAUGGUUAUAUGACAAGAAAUAGAUUAAAAAAAGAAUUAACAAAAGAUAAUGAAAGUGACUUAAAUGUCAAAAAAACAAAAUCAAAAGCUGAUAUAUCAACGAAUAAUUCUAGAAAAAUAAAAAAUAAAAAAAAAUCAGCAACGACAGCUUUUAAAAGAAAAUUGGAUCUUGGUUAUGUUUUCACUUGUGAUAUUUUAUCGCAAUGUCCUGAACAUCAUCAAGCCACUCAGAAUAAAAAAAAUACACCAUCAUUAUUUGAAUCAGAUUCAGAAUCAGAAGUUGAUUAUUUUCAAAUUAAUAAUAUUAAAAAUGAAGUUGAAUCUAAGUCAAUGAGUAUUUUUGAAUCGGAAUUAAAUUGUCCAACAUUGCUCAAAAAUUCUGGUUUAAAAACUUAUUUCAACAAAAAAUCAUAUUUUAACAAAAAGCUAAAUAUAACUCCUCCAAAAGUGGUUAAAACUAACUAUAAAAUUGAAAGUUCUUCAAAUUUAUCUAAUCAAAUUAUCAAAUUUAAUGAGAACAUGGAUGAUUUGUCAGAAUUAUCAAAUCUUAAUACAAUGAACUCUAUAAAAAAAAAUAGUAAUGAUGAAGAAGCUAUGGUUGUUACUGAAGAGUUUAUUAGACAUUUGGAGCAAGAAUUCUGUAUGGAAAAUACUUACUGUAAACAAGAAAAAAGUGAAGAAAAUAAAGUAAAAUCAUACAAAUCUGAAUUAUCAUCUUCAAAUUUUAUAAAUAAUAUUGUUGGUGAUGAAUGCAGUAAAAGUUCUUCAUUAGAACAAAAUAUUGAUUUAAAUGAAUUAGUUGAUUCUAAAUCAUUAUCAUUUGAAACUUCUGGAGUUACUGAACAUAAUUUGUCAAGUAUUUUCGACAUUCCAAUAAUAAAUAAUACAUUAAUAAAAAAAGGAGCAAAUUUGAAUCUUAAUGGUAAUAAUGAAAAUUGCAUUCCUUAUCAGACUUCUAGAACUCCUAUGAAAAAUAUUGAAGUACAUAAUAUACUGUCAAAUAAUUUUGAAAAUGGAGCCUCUGAUCAAUCAAUAGAUAAUCAUUUGGUACCUGAAAAAAAAAUAUUUCAUAUUUCCCAAAUCAAUGAACUCCAAGCAUUAAAGUUAUCAAAUGUUACUACCCAUGAAAAUAAAAAUGAUGGGAAAAGGAAAUUUGAAACUCUCAUCAGUGGAACCAAAAAUGAUGAUGUGAAUUGUAUGAUUAAAAAUUCUUUAAAAAAGUCAAAAAAUGAAAAAUUUGAUUCCAUGUGUCAUUGUAAAAAUUAUUAUAGUUUUAAUAGAAAUGCCAAUAAAAUAUUGACAUCUAAAAUAAACCAUUUUGUAUUUAAUACUAAUGCAGAAAAAUAUCGUCAGAAAGUAUUACAUCAAAAGUAUUUGGAAGCUAAUAUUUUAAAAAUGCUUAUAAAUGAAGACAAUAAAAAUAUUAUUAAAUUAGAAAAACUUACACCACUAUCCAAUUCUAUUUUAAAUAAUAUGAACUAUGAAAAAAAAAUCCAUGUAAAUGAUAAUGAUCAUAUUGAGACUAAUAUUUUAAAUAUGCUUAAGGAUGUCUAUGUAGAUUUUGAAUAUGUAUCUGAAUAUUGUGAAGAUAACAAAGAUGAUACUUCAUUUGAAUUACAAUUAAUUGACAAAAAUGUCCAUACUUCUAAAAAUAAACCAAUAGAGAAUAAUAUUACUUCAAAAAAUGAACCUACUCUUACUAUUAUGCCUUAUGAAGAAAAUUAUCUGGAUUCUGGUGAAAAAAAUAAUUGUUAUAAUGAUGAUACAUCAAAUAUUACAACAGUGAAUAUGCCUCCUGUUCUUUUAACUCCUUAUGAAGAAAUUAAUGUAGAUUCUGGUGAACAAAAAAAUAGUGAAACAUUAAAUAAUACAAAACCAAUUAAAUCUGAUAAUUUCAAAUCUUGUCUUGAGAGUAAUGAAAAAUGUUCUAAAAACCAAACUAAUAAUCACGAUAAUUCAUCAAAUAUUACAACAUUGAAUAUACCUCCUGUUCAUAUAGUUCCUUAUGAAGAAAUUAAUUUAGAUUUUGGUAAACAAAAAAAUAAUUAUGAUUUUCAAAUUUCUACUACUGAACAAAAAGAGUUCAAUAAAGAUAACAUUUUCUGUGAAACAAAUUCUAAUUUAAGUAUGAAUUAUGUGAACAAUAUUGAAUAUAAUUGUAUGCAUAGUAAUACUGAUCAAACAUAUGAUAUAAAAAUUGAAGAUUUAAAGUAUAACUCAGAUAUUGAUAUCAAACCAUUCAAUUUUUGUUUGACAAAUAAUGAUCCUAUUUUAAUGAGUGAAAAUUAUGAAGAAUGUGAAAAUGUAAAACCUUUCCAAAAUAGAUCAACAAAAUGCAAUAUUAUAUCUAUUCAAACUGAAAUAACUUAUGGUGUAAAAGAAGGAGAAAAAAUCAAUUCCUUCAUCAAAUGAAAACAAUAUUCAAGAAAAUGUAU
This is a messenger RNA of Sipha flava (yellow sugarcane aphid), 3295 nucleotides long. RefSeq names its product protein PF14_0175-like. The coding region runs from base 666 to 3272 and encodes 868 amino acids. NCBI's taxonomy places the organism in Eukaryota, Metazoa, Arthropoda, Insecta, Hemiptera, Aphididae. The record is from RefSeq and is a predicted model, not a curated record. The transcript is spliced from 23 exons.